AUGAACGAUUUCAGAGAGAAUUCAUACCGGCUCGGACGACGCCCGGUAAAACAAGGUCCGCGUCCUCUGCUGAUAGGAACAUGGAAUGUGCAGACCCUAUGGGCUGCUGGAAAAUUGGAAUUGUUGCGAAACGAAAUGAAACGUUUCAGAUAUGAUGUAAUUGGUAUUUCUGAAGUGCGAUGGACAGGAAAAGGUAAAACACCACACGCAGAUUUCAUCUGGUCAGGAGAAGAGACUGUACAUAUGAGGGGUGUCGGUUUCUUAUUAAGCGCACAAGCAAAAAAGGCGUUAAUAGGAUAUAAUCCAAUAAGCUCACGAAUAAUUUCGGUACGAUUAAGUACGGAAGUAAUAACAAAGACAGAUAAAAAGGAUAUAAUCAUUUUGACAGGAGACUGGAACGCUAAAAUUGGUAGCGAAAAUGCAGAUUGGAAAUCCGUUAUGGAAUAUGCACAGCAAUAUAAAGACUCAUGUCGGAGAGUCAAAAAAUCUGCAAGACAGGAUAAAGAGCAUUGGAUAAACGAUCAAUGUGAGCAAGCUGAAAAAGGCUUAAAUAUUGGAAAUACUAGAGAAGCAUACAGCCUAUUAAAAACAUUAAGAAGCGAAUUUGUACCUCGGCUGAAUGGGAUACGAGAUCAGCGGGGCACAAUGCUACAGGCAAAGGAUGACAUAAAACAAAGAUGGACACAGUAUUGUAGCAGUCUAUAUAAAGAUUCUGGCGGCAGAGACGCGAUGGUUAAAGAACUUGAAGACAUCACACCUCCCGGAAACGAAGAAUCCCAGGAUAUCCUGAAUUCAGAGGUACAAACAGCAAUACGUGCACUAAAAAGAAACAAGAGUCCAGGGUCAGAUGGUAUAACGGCGGAAAUGCUACAAGCUGGAGGCGAACAGUUAGCACGUCAAAUCCACAAUCUAUGUAAUAAAGCAUGA
This is a messenger RNA of Didymodactylos carnosus, 927 nucleotides long. Lineage: Eukaryota; Metazoa; Rotifera; Eurotatoria; Philodinida; Philodinidae. The record is from the annotation of a GenBank genome assembly.